AUGCCUGAGGCACCCGAAAAUCACGAUGACGACCACCGACGCGCCCACUUCGCACAGCUGUUCCGAAAGACAGAUGCCAAGAUCGCGUCGCUAUUUGCUGACGAUGGCGACUACAAUGAGUCCGCCAUCGAAUCGUUGAAGCGACCUCCGACCGCCGCCGAGGUCUACAUACCCCCUGCCACCGACCAUACCCCUAUACAACAACCGCCACUCAAAAAGGCGAAGCGGGUCAUCAUCGACGACUACGAUGAUGAUGACGAGGAGGAGUCUGAGGACGAGGAGGGUGAGCACAGCGCUGCCGCCGCGACCCAGCUCCAGAAUGACAAUGCUGCCGCCGCCAAGACGUACCUCUCCCCUUCCAAAUCCGGCAGUUCCCCAGUCCACUCCGUCCCUUCCCCGGGGAAAACCGGCGACAAGUCGAAAGAAGAUGCCGCAUCGCAGGGCAAGGAGAAGUCGUCCGAGGAUGCGCGCAAGGAACUAGAGGAGGCCCGGAACGCUACCGAGGAGGCUGCCAAGCGCAGCUUCCACACCAUGUUCUACACCCUUGAGAACGACCGCAUGGCCAUGCUGGAGCAGCAGCAGCUGGAAGAAUCGGAGAAACAGAUACAGGCAGAGAUGGACAAGAACGGUGGGAGCGCGAAUGACGGCCCCGGACCGAACCACGGAACCCUGAGCAGCGCGAACCUCGGCGCGUCCAGCCUCACACUCAAGCACCUGAUCGCCAGAAUAGAUCUGAAGCGCAAUCAGGUUCAGGCCACCGAUCAGGAGCUGCGCAGCCUGAUGAAUGAGGUUAGGAAGAAUCGUUCGAAAUGGGCGAGCGAGGAAAAUGUGGGCCAGGAGGAGUUGUACGAGGCCCUCGAGAAGGUCCUGAGCGAGCUCAAGGCACACACCGAGUACUCGACACCGUUCCUGACAAAAGUCAGCAAGAGGGACGCCCCGGAUUAUUACUCUGUCAUCAAACAGCCGAUGGACCUCGGAACGAUGACCAAGAAGCUCAAGCAGCUGCAGUACAAGUCCAAGGCCGACUUCGUGACGGAUCUGAACCUAAUCUGGGAUAACUGUCUCCGAUACAACCAGAAUCUGAGCAACCACCUCCCUCGGCUGGCGAACGGCAUGCGGAGGGAGGCAGACAAGCUUAUUCCGCUCAUACCAGACAUCAUCGUCCGACCGCGAGCUGAGGUCGAGGCUGAGGAGCGGCGCAAACAGAACGGCGGCGAGGAUGACGGUGGUGAUGACAGCGACGACGAGCCCAUUAUCACAUCUCGUGGCCGAAGCAACGCUGUCAAGGGAGCUACCAAGUCCAGAACCGCUCCAGCUGAUCAGAAGGAAGCCACACCCAGUAACGACUCAAAGCCGACUCUGCAGAUCAAUGGGAUCCUCGCAAAGACGGGACGAGAGGGCUCGGAGAUGGGUGAUGGCAGCAAUGGUUUCGGGACACCUCCCGUUGGGUCCUUUACGCCUAUUGGCCCGCACGGGCAGUCUAAUACCAGCAACGCAGAUGCCAUGGAGAUCGAUGGACCGUCCCUGAAUGGCAUCGGCCUGAGCCUUGGUGAGGCUGCGGAGCAAGAGUUCGAGGACGAAGAGUACAAGAUCUGGAAGCAGGUCACCAAGAAGGACCGUGCACUGAUCGCCCGGGAACGACACAAUCUCUUCAAGGACAACAAGCUCAACGUUGAUGAACCUGCAAUCCUGCGAAAUAAAACCAGCAUGCGACGUGUUCUGAGACGUCUCAAGCAGGCAGAUGUCGAGGGCAGCGCCGCAUCGAGCGGAGAGUCCUCAGCUGCGGCGGCCAAAGAGACCACCAAGGUUUCCGAGACAUUGGCCGAAGGUAUGGAAGUGGAGGAUGACCAUGUCAUCCCUGACUAUUAUGAGGCUUGCAACCUGCUUCCAGAUGUCAUUCCAAAGCUACAAUGGAUCGAAGACGACGAAGGCCAGGUAAUCAACCAGCAUGAGGAUGUCUUGCGUUUGGUACCACCGGGACAGUUCGUCGCCCCGGACAGCAUCUUGACCAAGAAGUUCCGCGCAAACCUCCGCCAGAUGCAGGAAACGCGCAAGGUCUGCUCCAAGAUCGGCGUCAUCAAACAGAUGCAGAUCCAAACGCAAGUCUACGCGAACCAGUUUCCCAAGUACGAGCCCGAACCAUUUCUGGAAGCUGAUAUCGAGCCGCAUUUCGUUGCUGGGGAGGGACCGGUCAUGGCACCUGAGGUGUGCCGGUCCGCCUUGAAGCGCUCUGUCGCACAGAUCUUCUACCAUGCUGGAUUUGAGGAGCUCCAACCGUCUGCUCUCGAUGUAGUCGCCGACAUCGCUGGUGACUACUUUGGCAAGCUCAUCCACACAUUCAACGUGUACAGGGAGGCAGAUAAGGUCAAUGCUAGUGGCAAAUGGGCCGAGCGUGGUGCGAAAUCCCAGCCUCGUUUCACCUCCGAGGAGGUCAUCCUUCAUGCUUUGAGCGAGAGCGGACACAGCAUGGAGGCCAUCGAGGGCUACGCCAAGGAUGAUGUCGACAGGCUCGGCAGCAAGCUUGGGGUGAUCCACGAGCGUAUGAAGUCGCAUCUUGCUGACCUGCUGCGGCCGGCGCUCAACGACGCUGGUCCUGAUGGCGCUGGUGCUUUCAAGGACGGCAGCGACCAGUUUGUUGGAGGCGACUUUGCUGAGGACCUUGGCGAGGACUUCUUUGGUUUCAAGGCCCUCGGCCUUGUGGAAGAGCUUGGCCUUGACAUGCUCUCUGUGCCACUUCACCUCCUGCAGUCUCGCGUCCGCAACACGUUCCAAGCGCAGACACAGACCGUCGACGCAGAGGUACAAGAUCUCUUCGAUGCGCUGCCUCCCGCGGAGCCUGUCACGAAGGACAACAUCCAGGGUCAGAUCGGACUGGUUAAGAAUUUCUUCCUGGCCAAGCUGCACGCCAAUGCCGACCAACCCUUGGUGGAGGAUGAAGACCUCCCUGUUAAGCAGAGGCGGCCUCGUCCCCGUCUUGGUGCUACCGGCAAGAUCGUGUCUCCACAAAAGCGGCCUCCGAAGGAGCAGAUCGCCCUGGCGAAGAAGAAGAAGAAGCUUGAGGCCGGCAAGGUGCAGGUCACGGAUCCGAAACCAACUGGCAUCAGCAAGAUUCCCCUACCCAAGGCCCCCGAAAUGGAACGCAUGGACAGCACACAAAGUCAGGGUGUCCCGAGCAGCCCACCUGGGCCGGGCGAUAAGGACGACGUUGUGGGUAUGUUGAGUCCUGACAGUAGCGGGCAGUAG
Messenger RNA from Cryphonectria parasitica EP155, 3243 nucleotides. RefSeq lists its product as uncharacterized. The transcript has 3 exons. Gene Ontology annotation, biological process: regulation of transcription by RNA polymerase II. Bases 1 to 3243 code for a protein of 1080 amino acids. Gene Ontology annotation, cellular component: SLIK (SAGA-like) complex; SAGA complex. The record is from RefSeq and is a predicted model, not a curated record. Gene Ontology annotation, molecular function: structural molecule activity; protein heterodimerization activity. NCBI's taxonomy places the organism in Eukaryota, Fungi, Ascomycota, Sordariomycetes, Diaporthales, Cryphonectriaceae.